Messenger RNA from Xenopus tropicalis (tropical clawed frog), 825 nucleotides. RefSeq names its product polysialoglycoprotein. Lineage: Eukaryota; Metazoa; Chordata; Amphibia; Anura; Pipidae. Bases 44 to 682 code for a protein of 212 amino acids. The record is from RefSeq and is a predicted model, not a curated record. The transcript is spliced from 2 exons.
GGGGGGGUUACCCAGUGGCAGUUUGCAGCAGUGCAGUGGGGCGAUGGUACCCAGUGGCAGUUUGCAGCAGUGCAGUGGGGCGAUGGUACCCAGUGGCAGUUUGCAGCAGUGCAGCGGGGCGAUGGUACCCAGUGGCAGUUUGCAGCAGUGCAGUGGGGCGGCGGUACCCAGUGGCAGUUUGCAGCAGUGCAGUAGGGCAACGGUACCCAGUGGCAGUUUGCAGCAGUGCAGCGGGGCAACGGUACCCAGUGGCAGUUUGCAGCAGUGCAGCGGGGCGACGGUACCCAGUGGCAGUUUGCAGCAGUGCAGUGGGGCGACGGUACCCAGUGGCAGUUUGCAGCAGUGCAGCAGGGCGACAGUACCCAGUGGCAGUUUGCAGCAGUGCAGCGGGGCGAUGGUACCCAGUGGCAGUUUGCAGCAGUGCAGCGGGGCGAUGGUACCCAGUGGCAGUUUGCAGCAGUGCAGCGGGGCGACGGUACCCAGUGGCAGUUUGCAGCAGUUUGCACAGUGCAGCGGGGCGAUGGUACCCAGUGGCAGUUUGCAGCAGUGCAGCGGGGCGAUGGUACCCAGUGGCAGUUUGCAGCAGUGCAGUGGGGCGACGGUACCCAGUGGCAGUUUGCAGCAGUGCAGCGAGGGGCAGUCAGGACACUCAGGUCUUGCGGAACAGGCACAGAAUGGAUAAAAGCUUCAGGCCCUGUUUCAUUUCAGCCAUUUGCUUUUAACUUUUCUUUUUUGGGCCCUGGGUGGCACGGGGUAGUUGAUGGGGGGGGGGGGGUAGUUGCAGGGCCCCGGGGGUAGUUUCAGGCCUGGGGUUACAUACAGCGG